This is a messenger RNA of Drosophila erecta, 702 nucleotides long. RefSeq lists its product as uncharacterized. Lineage: Eukaryota; Metazoa; Arthropoda; Insecta; Diptera; Drosophilidae. The record is from RefSeq and is a predicted model, not a curated record. Bases 1 to 702 code for a protein of 233 amino acids. The transcript has 3 exons.
AUGGAGACACAGCCAAUUAAAAUUGCAGUAGAUCAAGAAAUGGCGGAUAUAUUUAAGCAACCCACUGGAGAGGAUGGCAAUGCCGAGGCCUAUGAUCUGCAUAUGGGCAUCUUGGAAUUGAGUGUCAGUCUUCGUAACAUUAAUCACGAUGUGGAAAAAUCGCACGGAAAGGAUCCCGAGGAAAGAACUCUUCACGAGACGAGGGGAGAUUUGUUUAUGCGUCUCUAUAAGGAACUGGUGGACAUAGAGCCGGAUGAAAUAAAACGAUGCGAGUACCUAACAUUUUUCUAUGAUCUAUUCGAGUCCGUCAAACCAAAACUAAGCGGGCUCCAAGAGUCGUUUACUUAUCGCAUGGAACUAAUCGAUCGUAUGCAUGGCCAGGUUCAAUGCAUACUGGAACGACUCAGUCGAACUCAGAAUGCUAAAGAAAUAUCCUCCGCCUCCAAAGUGAAUAUUUAUUUGGAAUCGAAAAUGGUCCCAAAUGAAUCCACACCUAGUGCCACCCACGAAAGGAACAUAAAUAUAGGAGAAAGGCAACGCGUUCCAAAUGGACGACAGGAUUGUGUUGCUGGACAUUGGACGCUGGACAGUGGACAGUGGACACUGGCAAUUACCGUUGCCGCAGUUGUCAGAGCUACGCUCUUCCUGCUUCCCCAGGACAUCACCGCCCAGGAUGUCACCCCCUUUCAUAAUUCGCCUUGA